Messenger RNA from Kockovaella imperatae, 1227 nucleotides. RefSeq names its product OPT oligopeptide transporter protein-domain-containing protein. Bases 1 to 1227 code for a protein of 408 amino acids. Gene Ontology annotation, biological process: transmembrane transport. Gene Ontology annotation, molecular function: oligopeptide transmembrane transporter activity. The transcript has 4 exons. The record is from RefSeq and is a predicted model, not a curated record. NCBI's taxonomy places the organism in Eukaryota, Fungi, Basidiomycota, Tremellomycetes, Tremellales, Cuniculitremaceae.
AUGUCAGAGAAGGCUCCAGGUGCUAUUCCCGUGGUCGAGUAUAGCUCUAACGAUUAUGAAGAUAUCAUCACCGAGAAGAAGUUCGACGACACGGCCUUGGCUGAAGAACAUUGGACUCCACCCGAGGAAUGGGUCAACACUUUCGUCGAGUCGUACUCUGGUCAACAUGGCGGAGAGACACUCCCUCCAGGCUCUGAUCCUUACCGGGUGGCUCUCAGUGUUUUCACAAUGAAUGAAGUGGACGCUCUCGCUUUCAUCCAACAGCUUUUAGUUGAGAUUCCCGAGGACUAUUCAUUCGAUGCCACAUGGGCCGCUCGCAUCAGAGACCUCUACCUUGGACACGAACACUGCCAGAUGAAGCAGGACGAUUGGGCUUAUGAGAUCUGCAAGACUGCUGGUAUAUGUCGCAACUGGUCAUGUUAUGCCGAGGUACGAGCCGUUUUGCUGCCAUACGACGAUCCGUCGGAUCCUUGCGAGUCUUUCAGAGCAUAUCUUCUUGGUAUAUGCUGGAUCACAGUCUGUACCAUGGUCAACACUUUCUUUGCUCCUCGUCAGCCGGGUAUCUCUAUCCCUGGACAAUUCGUUCAACUCCUUCUCGUACCAAUGGGGCGUGCAGCAGCACGUUUUCUGCCCGACUGGGGCUUCACAAUCCGUGGCACGCGGUACACUCUCAACACCAAAGAACCAUGGUCACCAAAAGAGCAGCUUCUUUCCACCCUCAUGACGACUCAAGCUUCCGGAACUGGUAACUUCAACGGACUCAUUGUGCUCAGGAUGCCGAUGUUCUUCAAUCAGGCUUGGGUCAGAUUCGGCUACUCUCUCCUACUUGCUCUUGCCAACCAAUGUUACGGCCUGGGAAUGGCUGGUUUACUCAGGCGGCUCACGGUAUAUCCUACUCAAGCAGUCUGGCCAGGAUGUCUCCCGACGAUUGCUUUGAAUCGCGCACUUGUCGCCGCCGACAACCGAGGCGAAGUAGUCAACAGAUGGAAGAUCUCCCGAUGGCACCUUUUCCUAGCUUCUGGACUGGUCUUCAUCAUCUGGUACUGGAUCCCCAAUGUCUUCCUGCAAUCUGUCCGAUACUUCAAUUGGAUGACCUGGAUCGCUCCGAACAAUUUCCCGCUCGGAGUAGUCACGGGAUCAUGGGGAGGUCUGGGGAUCAACCCAAUCAACUGUUUGGAUCCGUCUUCAUCCGGCGCAGACAUUAUGAACUUUCCAUUCUUUGCGUGA